AUGUCGGAGAGUAAGACCGAGAUCGCUCCGGAUCCCCAGGAGCUGCACAUCCACAACGCCAAAGCCUACCUACAGCAAGCCGGCCCGAAUGGGGUCAGCCUAUAUGAUCACAUCUCUGCUCUCCUGUCUCGGAUCCUGGCAGAGCGCCCACCUAAUCCACUGGAGAUCCUGGAACAGCUGAGCACAGAACUGCACUGGUCCAGGCUGAACAAAGGACUUGACACACUGCGCACCCAGAAAGAUGACCCACACACUUACAUUAAGGCAGAAUCCCACCGUGCGCUCUUCACCCAUGGACCUGGAGAAGGAGAGGAGGCUGAGGGGGGAUGGAGAGAUGAUGGACUCUCCUCUCCCCAAUCUCCUGGAUCUUGCUCACCUGCUUCAGCAAGGAGGUGUGAGUCUAGGGCGAGAUGAAACAGUGCGUAUAUCGCUUGCCUUGAAACGGCUCAUUGACACUCGUCCACUGCAACGCUGCCGAUUCUGGGGCAAAAUCCUUGGUACUCAUGGCAGCUAUUUGGUGGCAGAGGUGCAGUUCCGAGAAGGUGAAGACGAUGAAGCUGAGGAAGGGGCAGAAGAAGAAGAAAAAGCAGCAGAAGAAGAAGAAGAUGAGGAGGAAAAAAGAAGAAGCAGAAGAUUUCCCCCCCAAAUCCACAUACCGGCCUCCACCUGUGGUGCCCCGUGAGGAGAAUGGCACGGGAGCCAAUAAAUAUGUCUAUUUUGUGUGUUCAGAACCUGGUGCGGAAUGGAUUCGGCUGCCUUUUGUAACCCCUGCACAGAUUACAGCAGCAAGAAAGAUCAGACAUCUCUUCUCAGGAAAACCUGAAGCUCCAGUUAUUACCUACCCCCCAUUCCCAGGAACAGAGGCUAACCUCCUGCGUGCUCAGAUUGCUCGCAUCUCCGCGGGAACCCAUGUCAGCCCUCUUGGUUUUUACCAGUUUGGGGAAGAGGAAGGAGAAGAAGAGGAAGAAGGGGCUGUAAGGGACACAUACGAAGAGAAUUCUGAAUUUGAGGGCAUUCCAGUAAGUGAACUGGUGGACAGCUUGUCUAACUGGGUUCACCAUGUCCAGCACAUAUUACCACAGGGACGUUGUGUCUGGUAUAACACGGCUGUAAAGUCAGAGGAGGAGAUGGAAGAAGAAGAGGGGGAGGAAGAAGAGAAAGAGGAUGAAGAGGAACCAGAGCCUGAAGUGGGCCCUCCUCUGCUCACACCUCUCUCUGAGGAUGCUGAAAUUAACCAGACACCACCAUGGACAGCCUCACCCUCAUCUUCUCUCAUCCCUCAAUAUGCUCUUGCAGUUCUUCGAUCCAAUCUGUGGCCGGGAGCCUUCACCAUCUCCAGCUCCAAGAAAUUUGAAAACAUCUACAUUGGCUGGGGGAUGAAAUACAGCCCUGAAGGAUACAGCCCCCCUGCUCCUCCUCCACCCCAGGCAGAGUUCCCUAGUGGACCUGAGAUCACAGAGGCAGUGGACCCCACUGUAGAGGAGGAACAAGCACUAAAGGCUGCACAGGAAGAGGCUGAAGCUGCUGCUGAAGAGGCAGAGGAGGAAGAAGAAGAAGAGGAGGAGGAAGAUGACGAAUAA
Messenger RNA from Staurois parvus, 1580 nucleotides. Lineage: Eukaryota; Metazoa; Chordata; Amphibia; Anura; Ranidae. The record is from the annotation of a GenBank genome assembly.